Molecule: messenger RNA, 1183 nt
Organism: Didymella exigua CBS 183.55
Lineage: Eukaryota; Fungi; Ascomycota; Dothideomycetes; Pleosporales; Didymellaceae
Exons: 2
Coding region: 37-1020 (327 amino acids)
Biological process (GO): translation
Cellular component (GO): ribosome; mitochondrial small ribosomal subunit
Molecular function (GO): RNA binding; structural constituent of ribosome
Source: RefSeq, a predicted model, not a curated record
GCGGACCAUUCGCAUCGCUGCUCGACCCCCGGCGCAAUGGUGUGCCGAACAAUUGUGCAAGGCCUGUCGCGCGCUGCCGACACGCUCGCAUUUCAGUUGCGGAUACAAUGCGUCCGCUCCGCACGCCGCAGCCUGCAGCCCCCGACAGCACGAUGCAUCUCGACGACCGUGUCGAGGCCCGCCGCCGAGAUCGUGACUGAGGUCCAGGAGCCCUUUACUGCCGCGAAGCCCUUCGACUUCGAGGCCGCAGAUGGAGGAGAGGGCGCCGAGGAUGGCAAGAAGAUCCUGCGGACACUACGCGUUGUGCCUGCGUCGCCGUCGUACUUCAGCGCAAAGCCCACCUUCACCGACGACUUCCUCUCGCUCUCCGCGCUCCUGCGCAAAGUCGCUACCCUGCCGACAAUACCGAAUGCGGAGGCGCCCAAGGUCGCCUGGAAGACCGUCGAGCAGUACCGCAUCAUGACCAACGAGCCCGUCAAGACCCAACGCUUCCACAAGAUGCUGCAUAUUCUGCGCAGGCUGAACUGCAUCCACCCACAGCUGAUGCCUCAGGAGGUCGUCGACGCCAUGAAGCGCUACAAGAAGCCCAGCCAGCCCGGCGACAUCAAGCCGAAGCCCGGUGUCAUCGACGAGCUCGGCCGAGCCAAGGGCGUUGGGCGGAGAAAGACGUCGUCUGCCGUCGCAUGGCUUGUGGAGGGAGAAGGCGAGGUCUUGGUCAAUGGCCAGUCUUUGGCCGAGUACUUUGGCCGGCUGCAUCUCCGGGAAAGCGCCGUGUGGGCGCUGAAGGCUACCGGGCGACUUGACAAGUACAACGUAUUUGGUCUGGUAGAGGGUGGUGGAUCAACUGGUCAGGCAGAGGCCAUGACACUGGCGGUAGCAAAGGCAUUGAUGGUGCAUGAGCCGGCGCUGAAACCAGCACUGCGACGAGCUGGCUGCGUCACCCGUGACCCAAGAAAGGUGGAGAGGAAGAAGCCCGGUCACAUCAAGGCUCGCAAGAUGCCUACCUGGGUCAAGCGUUGAGGUGCGACCUCUCUGUACAUCACCAUGUAUAUCCCCAUACUUGUUGGCAUUUAGUGGAGUAAAAUGUAAGGUGGCCCAGCUUGAAAGUGUGCACGGCGCACGGCUUUAUGUUCGACGUAGUGUUCCAAGCAAAGACUUGAAUUGCAGUCGAGAUCAGUGGUGC